CCCGGCGUCUUCCGCCCUGGGAGGAGCCAACCUCGGUUCCCCCUCUCAGCAGCGGAGCUUCUGCAGCCUCCUUAAGCUCUGCCUGAUCUAAAACAGCGACAGCGAAUUUCACUUACGAGUUACUUUCUCCCAUACAGACCCAUGUAGGGUCCUAAAAGCAAAGGCUGAAGUUCUCCUGGAGGAUUCUGCCUCAAGAUUGUUGCAAAGAUGGACAAUUUGGAGCUGUGUGUCUGGCAUUAUCUCGGGCAGCUUCGAGGAGGAAAGCCCCAGGUCCUCAAGUGACAGCGGAGGGAGACGUGGAUGCUCUGAGGUGGGAGGAAAAAAGGCAGCUGUCUUGGCUGAGAGUACAGCGAAAAGUGGAACGGAAGGAAAGAUCGGAGCACCACUGUCAGGCUCGCCUAGGACCACCCAAGCCCUCACCAUGUCGAAAGUUUCUUUUAAGAUUACACUGACCUCGGAUCCGCGACUGCCCUACAAAGUGCUUAGUGUUCCUGAAAAUACUCCUUUCACAGCAGUCUUAAAGUUUGCUGCAGAAGAAUUUAAAGUUCCUGCAGCAACAAGUGCUAUAAUUACAAAUGAUGGAAUAGGAAUAAAUCCUGCACAGACUGCUGGGAAUGUUUUCCUAAAGCAUGGCUCAGAACUCCGAAUAAUUCCUCGAGAUCGAGUUGGGAGUUUUUAAUGUCUGCUGAAUGGAACUUACCAUUAUCUUUGAGAAUAAACAUUGAUAUUUAUUUUGUAACAUUGCAUUCAGAUUAUCUACAAUUUUAUGUACUUACUCCUAUAAGGGCAUUGACCCUUUACAUUAAAGAAGGAAUACAUCUCAUGUAUAAAACAGCUGCCUUAAGAAAGAAGCCAAUGUCUCCACUGCUACCUCAUUAUGAAAGGAGUUUCAAUUUAAUUCUGUAAUAGAAAGAUAUUACUAAGAACAAAUUUUUCCCAUGAAAUAAGAAUAUUAAAAUUUCUUGAUUUUCAAAUCAUGUCAACUAUAGAUUAAAUCAUUGUUUCUGAGUUACAAAUGAUAAUUGCCUGAAAACAUAUAGGUGAAUAAAUAUGUAUAUUUUAUGUACAAUUUAAGAUAAGAAUAACAUGAACUGAUUAACACUUAAAUAUUUGUAUUUAUUACUAUUUAGGUUUUCUAGGUCUCAGUUGGUUCCAGUUUCUUAUUUGGAUUUUCAGUUAAAUUGAAAGUACCAUUUAUCUAUUGAACAUUAUGAACUUAUCCCAAUUAGGGAAAAUGAUAUCUCCAGUGAGCUAGUCUACCGACGUCCCUAUAUAUCAAAUAUACUUAGUAGUGGGGAUUUAAAGAAUAUUUAAUAUUUCUGUUACUGAAUUUUAUCCCUUCAUGAUUAUAUUCUAAGAAUUCUAAUUUAAUUAUGAUCUUUUGAUGUGAAUUAUUCUGUAUUGAAGUCUGAAAAGAAAAAGACACCUUUGACAAGACUUGAAAUCAUGCAAAGCUCAAGAAAAUGCUUUUAUCUCUUUUAGAGUGCUGAGGCCAAAAUUCAAGGGGGCUGGCUGGGAGAAGGGAGUUUGUUUAAGCAUCAUGAUCAUUGAAAACAGAAAAGUCAAGUCAAAACUGAAAUGGUAAGAAAGAAAGGAGUAAGUCAUACAAGAGAUUAGAAAUAACAUCAAAAUGACUCAAAAAAUCCAGAAAGAAUGAGAACAGGUGCCAAAGAAGUCAAAGGGGAAUAAAGGAGAAGGAACAGAAUGGAGAAGAAAAGGAAUACUAUUGUUUAAACAAGCAGCAGAGAAAAGCCAAGGAUAUAUUUUUUAAACUACUAUAAGAAUAAAACAUCUAUGUCUCCCCAAAAACCUAUAAGAAAAAAAAAAGAGAUACUAGGUUAAUAUAGAAAAAUGUUAAAGCACGAACAUGAUAUUUGUAGUAUGUUGGCUCUUGUAUAUGGUUAUGAAAUCAAUGCUUAGAAAGAAAAGCAGCUUAAAUUCUUUGUUUCUUUGUAGUCAAAUGCAGCUGGUGAGAACAGCUGUGUUUGGCAAAUGCAUAAAUUAGUACCACUAAACCAAGUUUUAUAUUAAUUGUUUUUAGUGAUAUCCCAUGAUUAUUUUGUUUCUGGCCUGAUAUUCAUUGAAAAGGCAAAAGAUUCAUAUGAAAAAUUGCAACUUAUCUAGCCAUGUGUAUUUUCUAAUGGAUGUUUUUGGUAUUUUUAAAGUUAUAUUUGACAUUAAAAUGCUAGAUUUGGUUGUUUUUAAUGAAGACUAAGGCACAGCAAGAUUCUUAGCCAUCACAAUGCAGUAAGUUUAACAAAAGGCAAAAAAAAAAUUAGGGCAGAAAAAUAGAUUAUUAUAUUUUUUAACUAGAAGAAUUAAACCAGAAAAGGUUAGCCAAUAGUUUCACAGUUUGCCCUAAGCAUUCCAAUUAAUUAAGUUAUACUUUAAUACUGUUUAUAGGCCAAAAUAUGAUUGUAUUUAUGUACAACAGAAAAAUAAAAUGGUGCAAUGAAAUGACUGACAUUAAGUUUGAAUUUGUUAAUAUUUGUGAAUCAAAUUCAUUAAAGGUAAAUUACAUCAAAAUUUGUUUUUUAAUUAAAUUACAUGUGUGCUCUUUAAUAAGGUGUAAUUUAAAACUUUAAAUAAAAUUCUUGUGAUGACUAUAAA
Monodelphis domestica (gray short-tailed opossum) is the source of this 2610-nucleotide messenger RNA. RefSeq names its product ubiquitin fold modifier 1 (gene UFM1). Gene Ontology annotation, biological process: protein K69-linked ufmylation. NCBI's taxonomy places the organism in Eukaryota, Metazoa, Chordata, Mammalia, Didelphimorphia, Didelphidae. Gene Ontology annotation, cellular component: cytoplasm; nucleus. The record is from RefSeq and is a predicted model, not a curated record.